This is a messenger RNA of Myotis lucifugus (little brown bat), 1384 nucleotides long. It is a transcript of the gene VWA5A, whose product is annotated as von Willebrand factor A domain containing 5A. NCBI's taxonomy places the organism in Eukaryota, Metazoa, Chordata, Mammalia, Chiroptera, Vespertilionidae. The transcript is spliced from 9 exons. Bases 27 to 1301 code for a protein of 424 amino acids. The record is from RefSeq and is a predicted model, not a curated record.
CUUUUCCACAGUAACCCUGUGUCACCAUGGUGUCCCCUCCCUGCGGCCUGCUAACCCGCCAAAAGGAGCCGGUGCCACUGAAGAGCAUCUCGGUGACCUUGUCCAUUCGAGAGUUUGUGGCUGGUGUAUCUGCUACCUUGAACUAUGAGAAUGAGGGGAAAGAUCCGUUGGAGGCCUUCUUUGUUUUCCCCAUGGACGAAGACUCAGCUGUCCACAGCUUCGAGGCCGUGGUGGAUGGGAAGAAAAUUGUGGCAGAAUUGCAGGAGAAGUCCGAGGCCCGCACCAAUUACGAGAAUGCCAUCAGCCAGGGCCACCAAGCCUUCUUGUUGGAGGAGGACGAUCAGGCUGGCGACAUCUUCUCUUGUAACGUGGGGAACCUGCCCCCCGGGUCGAAGGCGGCACUCACCCUGAAGUACGUGCAGGAGCUGCCUCUGGAGGCCGACGGGGCCCUGCGCUAUGUGCUCCCCGCUAUCCUGAACCCUCGCUACCAACUCUCCAGAGGGUCUGAGGGCAGUGGCCUUCAAAUGAAGAAUCCUGCAGUCCCUUCGAAGGACGUGCCUUACACACUCAGCCUGGCUGCCACCGUCAGCUCCCAGCAUGCCAUCAAGAGUGUCCAGUGCAGCUCCCCCGUGAAUCCUAUUGAGUACCUUGACGAUAAGACUUCUGCUCAGAUCUCCUUGGCUGACGGACACAAAUUUGAUCGAGAUGUGGAGCUCCUGGUUUACUACAGUGAGGUGCAUACCCCCAGCGUGGCUGUGGAGAUGGGGGUGCCCGCAGCAAAGCCCGAUUCUUUGAUGGGAGAUCCAUCUGCGAUGGUGAGUUUCUACCCGAAUAUCCCAGAGGCUCAGUCAUCAACUGCAUGUGGAGAAUUCGUCUUCCUCAUGGACCGCUCGGGAAGUAUGCAUUGUCCCAUGAAUAAUCAGAAUCCAUCUCAGCUGCGCAUACAGGCAGCCAAGGAAACACUGAUUUGGCUGCUGAAGAGUUUGCCUGUAGGCUGUUAUUUCAACAUCUUUGGAUUUGGAUCGUCCUUUGAGUCCUUCUUUCCGGAGAGCGUGAAGUACACUCAGGAUACCAUGGAGCAGGCCCUGAAGAGAGUUAAGAGUAUGGACGCUGACCUCGGGGGCACAGAAAUCUUGGAACCACUCAAGGCCAUUUACAGUAGAACUUCCAUCUCAGGCCACCCUCUCCAGCUUUUUGUCUUCACAGAUGGAGAAGUGACCGACACAUUCAGUGUCAUUAGAGAAGUGAAAAGCAAUGGGCAUAGGCACAGGUAUGCAGACAAUGUGUGUGUUUCUGGGUGACUGACCACAUGUAAUCUAGGGCCUUGUGGUUCCAGUGCUGACAAGUAAGGAUGGACAGGAAUACUGUGGGGUUAUUUCGGCUU